Contarinia nasturtii (swede midge) is the source of this 1538-nucleotide messenger RNA. Its product is annotated as fibrous sheath-interacting protein 2. The record is from RefSeq and is a predicted model, not a curated record. Lineage: Eukaryota; Metazoa; Arthropoda; Insecta; Diptera; Cecidomyiidae. The transcript is spliced from 4 exons. Bases 1 to 858 code for a protein of 285 amino acids.
AUGAGUAAAAAUGAGAGUUAUUCGCGUUUCGAUAUACUAUCACUUAAUUUUAAUGCGGUUAAAAAUUACCUUCGCUUUGAAAACCGCACAAAUUUAGUUGUAACAAUCGAUGGUGUUGACAUACCAACAUGUGAUCCUUCGAUUCUUCCGUGGUGUAUGAUUUUUUCGUCGCCAUAUAAACCUCCACUCUUACCAAACAAGAUUGGAAAAUCGCUUUUUAAGCAACAUCGAAAUGGAUUUCACCUGAACGAUCCACAUAUGAAGCAAACACGAUUUUUCGUAGAUUAUCAUCGAUUGCACGAUCCAGCGCUGGAGAGGUAUUUCAAUUCAGCGCCAGUAAGAAAACGAUUGGAAAAACUUGGCUUGGUUACGCAAGAAAACGAUGCAUUAUGUUCAACAAAAGAAUUCGUUGAAUACAUUCAUUACCUAGAACGUUUACGUGCAAUGGAGAUAUCCAAGAAAAUUGCUAAUUUACAAUCAAAGCACAAUAAACGAGCUGAAAAAAUUAAAGAAGAAAAACGAGAGAAAUAUAAGCAGAACAAUCGAAGCAAAGAAGAAAAAUUUAAUAUCAACAAGCAAGGGAUACUCGAAAAAGAACGCGGGAAAAAUAUCGAAGCAAAACAAAAAUGGGAAACGAAACUAAAACAAGCGGAAGAGCGAAGGAAACAGUUACAAGAUGAAAACAUUAUUAAUAAGUACAUUGGAAAAAUUGAAAAGUUUAAAAAACAUUGGAUUCUCAGGGAUGAGGCUCAAAAGAAGAGCAUUGCUCUUUAUCAAGCGUACCAAGAAGAACAGCGGAAAAACAUACUCAAACACAAACAGCAAGUUGAAAAAAUCCGAGAGAGAUAUAUGCAAUGAGCAAAAAUUUAUGAGACUUCGCAGAAGAUGUUCGAAAGGAACCAAACAAAGAGAUAAAUUAAACAAAAGUUGACAAAGAAAGUGCAUAGCUAUUGCUUUUAAGACAUGAGAAAAAAGUUAAAAAUUAUAGAAAAUCAUGAAAAAUUGUUUGUAUCUUAUACAAGCACCAAUAUUUUCUUCGGCAAAUCCCUUAUUCAAUCCGUCGCCAAAGUGAAUGCCGAUUCCAAAUGGUGUAACAGUCGAUUCGACACGACAAGGCGAAACAUUUCCUGGACACAACGAAUUACCACAAUGAACAGGCGAACACGUUGGCAGCGAACCUGAGCCAACCGAUAUAAAAUCUUCAACGAUACACGGUAACGUGAUGCGAUCGUUACAUGUUGAAUAAAAUUGUCGGGCUUUUCGUUCGUUAUGAAUUGGAGCCGGUUGGACUGAUCGAAUUGAACGUCUGAAUAAAGCGGCUCUAGUUAUAAAUGAUCCAAUUGAAAAUAGCGAUGUUAAGUCAUCUCGAUCAUCAGGGUUAUUAUCAUCACCGUCAUCACCCGAUCCUUCAACAUCGUCUUGUGGAAUUGGCGUUGUUGAUGUGGUUGUUGUUGUUGUUGCGUUUGUCAUUGACUCCGUUGAAUUUCCAACGUCUGGACUGGUACCAUUGAGCGAAUUUAACAUUGAUGGAUCUUGUG